AUGCCUGUGGCUAUUGAUGUUGGCCAACGUGUGCUCGUCUAUAAUCCUUCACAUGGAUGGACGUUGGCAUAUUUUGUUACUGCUCAACGAACAAGCGAGAAUAAACUUCAGAUACUGACAUGUCGCUUGUCGAACUGUCAUCACAAAGCAACUUCUCAAGAUCAUUAUCGAUACCCGCCAGAGCGUGUGGCACUGAAUGAUACAGUUGCGGAUAAUCUUAAUGUAGGCACACGUGUUCUCUGCAUGCCAAGUGGCGAUGCAGAUACAUCUCGAUAUAUUGACAAACCCUUACGUGGUAUCAUUGCUGAACAACCAUCAUCUGCUAACAGUCAACGUUACUUAAUUUUUGCUGACAAUGAUUCGCCGUUUUACUUGCGUUCAAUUGCAAUACACCUCUUGCUUGAAUCUUUGUCGAAUUAUCUAGCUAAGGUUGAUCUGGGCACAAAGCAUUACAUAGAAAAUUACGUGUUAACGUAUCCGAAACGGCGUCUUGUCAAUGUCUCGGCAAAAGAUCAUAUUAAUAUUGAAUUAAAUGGCCAAUGGGUUGAUGCUCUCGUCUCCAAAGUUGAAGGAAGUCUUAUUCGAGUAUUUAUACCGUUCUUAAACAAGCACGAGUGGCUCUAUCGGGGUUCGUUACGAUUACAACCUCUGUUUAAUUCUCUCUCGUCCUACGAACCACCUUGUAAACGCUUGGCAGUAGAAAAAGAGACGAAAAUCGAUAACAAAUGUCACUUUUUACUCGCUCCAUUGAAUCAAGGUUGGAAACGUCAAAUACGUAACGAUCUCGGUACGAUUGUUUACAUCGCACCGUGCGGUCAGAUGUUCACCGAUGCUGAUCGGUUACAAAAUUAUCUUUUUCAAAUGGAUUCAAUACUAAACAUUCGCCACUUUUCAUUCGAUAUGAGUUGUCGCGUAACACAAAAAUUCAUGGUAUCAGAAAAACCCUUAGUGCAGAUCGAUGAUUACUCAUAUGAACGCGAAAAAGUUCCAUUGAUGUUAGUCAACGAAAUGGAUUCAUCACUACCGAAAACAUUCGAAUAUGUUGCCGAUCGAAUACCUUUAACCAACGAUAUUGUUAUUGACACAAGUACAUUACAAGGCUGUUCGUGUACAGAUGGUUGUCUAGAUCCAACAAAAUGUGCUUGUUGGAAGAAAACAUACGAUGCUAUCAUUGACUCGCAUUAUUAUGAAGAUGUCAUUGCUGAAUUAAAGGAAUUGUAUGAUGAGGAAGAUGAGGAUCCUGAACGAGUGCGAUUAUACUUGUACGAUGCACUAUCCAAAAGAAACUACGGCUACAAGCAUGGACGCUUAUUAGAAAAAAUACAUUCAGGCAUUUAUGAAUGCAACGGUAAAUGUAAAUGUGAUUCUCGAUGUGCAAAUCGAUGCGUUCAGUUUGGUUUAAAUACGCUUCUUCAAAUCUAUCAUACUGCAGAGAAGGGAUGGGGUGUGCGUACACUAUACGAUUUACCAGCUGGUACAUUCCUGAGUUUCUACGCAGGUGAAAUUCUCAAUGAUGAAGAUGCAAAUCGACGUGGCGUGCAGAAAAAUAUGGGUGAUGUGUAUUUUACCGCAUUGGAUUUUGUUGCUUCUUUGAAUCCAUCGUCAUCGCCAAGAAAACCGAGACCUGUCAUGAAUAUGAAUAAUGGCAAUCAUGUAAAUGAUACGAAUGCAACAUCUGAUAGCCAGCAGAAUGGAAAUGGUCAUGCAACAGUUGAAGGAGUAGGCGAAGAUGACGAAGAAGGUCUACCGAUUGAAAAGACGAAAGCUUUUCUUGAAUAUCAACAAGCCAAUUAUGAUCCAGGCAUUUUCGUCAUGGAUGCACAUUUAAAAGGUAAUGUGUCACGUUUUUACAACCACUCGUGCUCGCCAAAUGUGUUCGUUCAAAAUGUUUUCAUCGAAUCAUGGGAUGUGCGAUUUCCUUGGGUAGCUUUUUUUACUACUCAUCACAUUCGAGCAGGAACGGAACUUGUAUGGGAUUAUUCGUAUGAAGUCGAUACAGUAGAAAAUCGCGUUUUACACUGUCGUUGUGGGUCCGAGCAAUGUCGUCAUCGUUUACUCUAA
Molecule: messenger RNA, 2061 nt
Organism: Adineta ricciae
Lineage: Eukaryota; Metazoa; Rotifera; Eurotatoria; Adinetida; Adinetidae
Source: the annotation of a GenBank genome assembly